This is a messenger RNA of Besnoitia besnoiti, 2835 nucleotides long. RefSeq names its product RNA recognition motif-containing protein. The coding region runs from base 1 to 2835 and encodes 944 amino acids. Gene Ontology annotation, biological process: mRNA splicing, via spliceosome. The record is from RefSeq and is a predicted model, not a curated record. Lineage: Eukaryota; Apicomplexa; Conoidasida; Eucoccidiorida; Sarcocystidae. Gene Ontology annotation, cellular component: post-mRNA release spliceosomal complex. The transcript is spliced from 6 exons. Gene Ontology annotation, molecular function: RNA lariat debranching enzyme activator activity; RNA binding.
AUGGCAAAUACAUCUCGAAUUCUCCUUUGCGGAGACGUGGCAGGCUCCUUUCAACUUCUUGGAAAGCUGCUGAAGCAAAUCCAAGAUCGCCAGGGCCCGUUCGCUGCGCUGUUCUGCUGCGGUACAUUCUUCGGUGAGGAGGCGAGCAGCGGAAAGGGAGAUGAAUCUGGCGUCAAAGCGACGGGGAUUGCGUGUCCGAGUGCCGCGAAGGCCGAGCCAGGAGAGAGUGCAGGCAGCGGCAACGCUCUGCUGGGUCUCCUUCAGGAGCGCUACCCGUCUAGGGUCACCGAGCUUCUCAGAGUGUCCACGGCCUUCCCGAUUCCCGUUUUCUUCAUUGACCAAGAUGUUGCAUCGUUGGUGAUCGGUGCAGCAGCUGCGAGACGACAGACCCCGCGAAGUGGAAGCGGAGAGGCGAAGAAGGAGAGGAUGGGCGCAGAGCGGGGGACCGAUGCAUCGACUGAGCAGGGGGGCGGCACGGAGGGACUGGAUGGCCAGAACGAUGCCGCCCGCGCGACACAUGCAGACGGGGGUUCGUCGUCUCUCGGAGCCUGUUCGCAGGCCGCGCUCUUUAGUGCGCUUGCUGUGGAUCUGUCGGGUGCAUCCGCGCCUGUUCAAGUUUGCCACAAUGUCUUUUGGCUCGGCGCAGCGGGCGUUUCCCGGGUCGCAGGUCUGAAGGUGGCGUUCUUCGGCAUGCCUGAGAGCGAUUCGACAGACGCGCCAGAAGGCGGCGAAGGCGACGCCCAGCAGGGAGAGAGCGAGGCAGCCCCUGCCGACGAAAGGCUCUCCAAAGCCGCGGAGGACACUCCCGCAGAGGCUCGCGGCUCUCCAAGCGCCAAGCGCCGCCGCGUCGAGGACGGCGCUGCAGACGCGUGUGUGGAAGAGGCCUCCUCGAAUCAGACGUCCGCCGCGCAGUCCCACUCUGCUUCGUCUGGCUCGUCGUCGCGCGCUGCGGCGCCGCAGUGGCUUGCCGUGUUUCGUUCUUCUGCCAAGGCUCUGAGGCACGGAUGCGCCCUGGGCGAGAGGCCUGAGUGGAAGGCGCGAAUUGACAUCCUCCUCACGACUCGGUGGCCGGAGGGAAUGUGCCGAGAGCUGUCGCUGCUCGUGGAGCAACAUAAACUGGAGAAAGAAGAUGAGUUCAACAGUCUCUUGCGCAAGCAGAACAUGACCUUGUCUGACCUCGAGAUGAAGCACAGCGCUCCCAGCCCUGCGCGUCUCGCAGCUUUCUUGGAACCUCGCUACCUGUUCGCGGCGUCCGCGGGCAUCUUCUACCAACGGCCAGCUUUCCGCGGUACACGCUUUGGAUACACAGUGAAGUUCAUCGCAUUGGGCGUUCUGGGAAGCAAGCGGCCGGAAACGAAACCGUUGCAUGCCCUGCAACUGACGCCGUUGGAUCAAGUUCGUGCGGCGCUGUCGCCCUCGCUGGCUCGCGUCGAUGCGGCGCGCGACCCAGAAGCCGCCGCUAUGCAAGCCGCAGACCCGCUUCCCCUUCCCGAUGAAGCCGCCAGCACGCUCUUUGCCCUUCCUCCUGAUGCGACUCGAAAUCCGUUCUCGCGUCUGCUGCCUCCCGAGCUGCAGCUUCCUGCGCGGCUGAGUCAGGUGCCGGCUGCCUUGGAAAGCGUCGCACCAGCGAUUUUGACGCACGAACUGUUACGUGCGGCUGGGUGUUCAGAAGGGAACGGAGGCCACGCGGUGCCUCCCCACCCGCCUCUGGAGCCCAAUGGGGGGCGCGCGUUCGGGCCGCGAAGAGACUCGCAACCGAGAGGACAGAGGGGGCCUCAGCGCCCCUGCUGCGUCGUCUGUGUGUGCAACCUGCCUUACGAAGUGGACGACGAGAGUCUCGAGAGAGUGAUGGGGGCUUUUGGCGAAGUGAAGUUUGUCUACGCCCCUCGGAAUCCGGAGGACAAGUCGAAGGGAACAGGGAAGGCCUUCGUUGUUUACUUUGCGCCGGAGAGCGCGGAGAAGGCCGUGGAGGCUUCGGGGCAAUUAGAGGCAGGGCGCCGGGUGCUCCGCGUGGCUAUGUGGCGAGAGAAGAUUCCGUUUGCGCACAAGCAGCUUCGCGAAGAUGGCGCGCCUCCGCCUCCGCAGGCAGGGUCUUCAAUCGUCACGAAGCCCCACGCAGAUUGCUGGUUCUGCCUGGCAAAUCCCAAGGUUGAGAAACAUCUGGUGGCGGCUGUGGGAGAGACGUGUUACGUGGCCGCUCCCAAAGGUGGCCUCCACCCUUUGCAUGCGUUGAUCAUCCCCAUCACGCACUUUCCUUCCGUCGCCUUCGCGACGGAGGAGGUCCGCGCCGAGGUUGGACGUUACGUCGACGCGUUCCGCACAGCACUCCGCAAGAAGGAAAAUCUCGAUUGCAUCGUGUACGAGCGAUACGUGCCGAUGCGCACGACGAAGGCGAUGCACACGCAAGUACAAUGUGUGCCGUGUUCGCGGGCAGAGGGUUUCCGUGCUGUCGAAUUUUUCAAGAAAAAGGCUCACAAAGCUGGCCUUCGCUUUGAGGAACUUCCACAUGAUCGGAAUGCGCUGCCCUUUUCGGAUCUCGCGGCACGAGCACCCGGAACGGAGAGCGCAUACUUUUAUAUCGAGCUGCCUGGGCUCUCAACUGCAAGCGGGAUGCUUGUGGAGCGUUUCCUCUACGUGCAACCAAACGCGACCGGCGGAGACUCCAGAGCGAAGACGCGGGGGAGCAGCGGUGGAGAUAGAUUGCCCAUGAAUUUUGGACGGGAAAUUGUGGCGCAAUUGAUUGAGCAUCCGGAGCUAGCCGACUGGCAGAACUGUAUUGUGGACGCAGUUGAAGAAAGGUCAAGAGCGAUGCAACUGACCAAGUUGCUGGGCUGA